GAUAUCAGCCACCGCGUCGAUUCUUCUUUAAUACCCCUCGCAGUGCGCACCAGGAAAGAUGCCACUCACACCCGCAGCAUCCCUAUAUCGGCGCUCGUUGAAAUUGGCCCUCGACUGGGCUGUACACAGGCACAUCUGGCGCGGCCAAGCCGUGUACAUCAGAUCAUUGUUCGACGCCAACAAGGACGUCCGAGAUCCUCGUCAGCAAAAGUUAUUACUCCGAGAGACAGAGAAAUUACUCGAAACAUGGAAGCAUCCUGAUCCUUACAAGUCUCCUACGGCACCAGGAGGUUCCAAAUACGAGCGAAACCUUCCCGCUCGCGAUCUUCCUUACGCCGAUGCACCUGGUGCGCAUUAGAUAGGAGGUUAGCUAGAUAUCUGCGGGAAAUAGAGUUGUCGAAUUGUACAAUACACAUUACAAUUUCAUGUACCACUUUAGGACAUGUUGGAAUCUCGAGCGAUAAAACUGAUCCCAGACGUACAAAAAUGAUUGCACGCAUUUAGUCCAUGUACGCGAAAA
This is a messenger RNA of Talaromyces stipitatus ATCC 10500, 520 nucleotides long. RefSeq lists its product as uncharacterized. Gene Ontology annotation, biological process: mitochondrial electron transport, NADH to ubiquinone. The transcript has 6 exons. Lineage: Eukaryota; Fungi; Ascomycota; Eurotiomycetes; Eurotiales; Trichocomaceae. Bases 59 to 358 code for a protein of 99 amino acids. The record is from RefSeq and is a predicted model, not a curated record.